GACACUCCACGACCUGCGAACAGCUUGCGCCGGACAAUGGCGCGACAACAAGCCGUGUUUCUGCUUGCAUGGGCUCUUGCUCUUGGAGUUGGAGUUAUGUCUUCAAUGGCUUCAGCCGCAAUCGUGGAACACGUAUUCAAUGUAGAGAAUGUGACAGUGAGAAAAUUAUGCCACGACCAUGUGAUCACUGCAGUGAACGGAGCUCUUCCUGGCCCGACGAUUCAAGUUACGGAGGGAGACACCCUCGUCGUUCACGUCUUCAACAAGUCUCCAUACAACGUAACUAUUCACUGGCAUGGGGUGUUUCAACUAUUGAGUAGUUGGGCAGAUGGACCAAGUUAUAUUACGCAAUGCCCAAUACCUCCUGGAGGCAAUUAUACCUACAACUUUACUAUCACUACACAGGAAGGCACACUCUGGUGGCAUGCUCAUGUUUCAUUUCUCCGUGCCACCGUCUACGGUGCUCUCAUCAUCCUCCCUAAGUCGGGUCACUACCCAUUUCCUACACCUUACGAAGAAUUUCCCAUUAUUCUAGGAGAGUGGUGGAACGCAAAUGUGAUCGAUUUACAGACCCAGGCGCAAGCGCUCGGCACGGGGCCUAACAAUUCAGAUGCAUUCACCAUUAAUGGAAGACCCGGAGAUCUCUAUCCUUGUUCAAAAAACUGUACCUACAAGCUAAAUGCGGUGCACGGACAGACCUACAUGCUUCGCUUAAUUAACGCUGCACUCAAUAACCAACUUUUCUUCAAAAUAGCCAAUCACAAGUUUACUGUCGUCGCCGUCGACGCCUCAUACACCAAUCCCUAUGUCACCGACGUUGCUGUCCUCGCCCCAGGCCAAACGGUUGACGUGCUCCUCACCACCGACCAAACUCCAGGGGCCUACUACAUGUUAGCCCGCCCGUACGUUAGCGCCCAGAAUGCUCCGCCGCCCGACAACACCACCACGACUGGUAUCCUCAUUUACGACGAGCUGCCCUACACGAGCCCAAUCAUGCCGCUCUUGCCAGCCCUCAACGACACCCCGACAGCCCACACGUUCUCCUCCUCCUUGACCAGCCUCGUGGGGAGCCCGAAUUGGAGGCCGGUGCCGACUCAGCUGGACGAGCAACUGCUCUGGACCGUCGGAUUGAGUGUAGCCCCAUGCGGCCCCCCCAACGCCUGUACGGGCGUACCCAAUAUCCCUACGCUCCGGCUGUCCGCGAGCAUAAAUAACGCUUCGUUCCAAUUCCCCACGAGCCUGUCCAUCUUGCAAGCACACUUCUUCAACGUGACAGGGAUCUACACCGCCGAUCUCCCCGACCAGCCACCGCUGAAAUUCGAUUACACGAACCCCGCCAACAGCAACAACUCAGCAUUGGCGUUCGCGUUCAAGAGCACGAGGGUUAAGCAAGUGAAGUACAACGCGACCGUCGAGAUCGUGUUCCAGGACACGACCAUCAUCGGUGCAGAGAAUCACCCUAUGCACUUGCACGGCUACAACUUCCACGUGGUGGGACAAGGGUUCGGGAACUUCGAUCCUGUCAAUGAUCCGAAGAAAUACAAUCUAGUCAACCCGGUGAUACGCAACACGAUCGGUGUGCCCGUGGGAGGUUGGGCUACCAUCAGGUUCCAAGCAAAUAAUCCAGGUGCAUGGAUACUGCACUGUCACCUGGACGCCCACUUGACGAUGGGACUAGCGACGGUCAUCGUCGUCGAUAAUGGGCCGACCCCGUCAUCGACGUUGCCUCCACCUCCUCCUGAUCUGCCUCAGUGUUAGGACAGACAGCACACGAAACGCGCUUUGUCUAUUUAUUCUUUCUGGAUGCAACCCCAUUAUAAUACUCAGUUAUCCAUUGCUUCAUUCCUUCGACAAUGCCGAUUCAAUGGAGAGAGUUCAUGUUUUCCGGUCCUUCGGUUCACAUACAUCCCCCGCCUUUGGCCGGCAAUUUCAUGUCUUUAAUAUAUCUGAAUGUCUACCUGUUUACACCUGUUUAUGUAUAAGCAUAAUAAAAGAAGAAAUAAAGAGAAGAGUCUCUUGUGUCCA
Molecule: messenger RNA, 2025 nt
Organism: Eucalyptus grandis
Lineage: Eukaryota; Viridiplantae; Streptophyta; Magnoliopsida; Myrtales; Myrtaceae
Product: laccase-7
Exons: 6
Coding region: 37-1758 (573 amino acids)
Biological process (GO): lignin catabolic process
Cellular component (GO): apoplast
Molecular function (GO): hydroquinone:oxygen oxidoreductase activity; copper ion binding
Source: RefSeq, a predicted model, not a curated record